Molecule: messenger RNA, 2209 nt
Organism: Ciona intestinalis (vase tunicate)
Lineage: Eukaryota; Metazoa; Chordata; Ascidiacea; Phlebobranchia; Cionidae
Product: integrator complex subunit 14
Biological process (GO): snRNA 3'-end processing
Cellular component (GO): integrator complex
Source: RefSeq, a predicted model, not a curated record
GGAACGAGUUGUUAACACCUUUUUUUAGUUUCACUUUGUAUUUAGUUCACGGUUAUAGCAGGUGAGUUGAUUCUAUCUCUUUUCAGAGAUAUAGUAGGUGAGGCAAGACGGGACGCAUUUAGCACAUUAUGUCUAAACAUCCCGAUCGUGUUUGAACCAUUUACAAUGGUCUAUGGGAGUCUUGAGGAUACAGUUUUAUAAUUCUUCAAAUGUCUCUGCUUACUACCAAAGUUAUUAUAUAGAUUGACAACAGUGGCCAACGAUAAUACCCGACCCAACUAUUACUAAAGUGGGUAACUAGUCGUGCUAACGAAGUGCUUCAUAUGUUACCUACCUACCUGGUGACAAUGGCGAAUUGCGGGGUGAGACUUCUGUUUUAACAAACCUUGCGCUCAUCUGUUUUGUUAUGUCACAAUGCGGGUUUGUUUUUCGUCAUUGUUAAGGGAAUUUCCAAGAAGCUGUGAAAGUGCACCAUGCCUGUUAUUGUUGCUGUUGAUGCGUCUCUUUCUAUGUGGCGCAAUGUGUUUGAGGGCGAAGAAAAAAAGACAACGAGAUUUAAUAUUGCAGAAGAAUGCACAAACCAAAUAUUGGAUCACGUUACCAGUAAGUUUAAGCUGGAAAGCAUGGCGCUGUUAUCUUGUUCGUCCAGUGUUACUGUACUAAGUGAUUUUACAAGGGAUCUCUCCAUGCUAAAAAACGGAUUGAAAGCGCUUAAGAUUGGCGACAAGGCUGAUUUUAGUUCGUUUGUAAACUAUCUGAAUCAUUUUGUUGUAAAAACUUGGGGUCGAAUGCAAUCUUGCACUGUAAUAGUUAUCACUGAUGGUGGGAUUGUGUCUGUAGAAAGUCUAGAUGCCCUCAAAAAUGCUCAAACAAAAAAUUCUUUGUUUGAAUUUCCAUGUAACUUACAUUUCCUCUGCAUUGAAACACUACAGAAUUUGAAAUUGAGUGGCAGCUAUUAUUUAUUGCAUGAAAUAUUGAAGAUAAAUGAAGAUUUAGGUUCAGUUGUCCCACUACUUGAAACAAAAACCCCAGAAAUGGGUUUGCCAGGCAUGGUUGCGACAUCUAUUGACAAAUUUUUAAACAAUACAUUAAAAACUUUUGAAACAACAUUAAGUUGUGGGAAUCUUUCCAGUCGAAUUUCAAUUUUUCCCUCACCAAAAGCUCAAAAGUCGAUCAACAGUUCAUUAGAAGCUGAAAUCUUUACAGUUAAAGAUAAAAUAAGUAUUGUUGGUUUUCUUAAUAUAUCAGACAUCAGAAACCCCCCUGUUUUAUCCCGCCAUCUUUUGCUGCCAAUAACUCCAACAGAGGUAGAAGACAUUUCAACCCAUCCAUCAUUUAGUGUUGUAUUGCAUGGAAGUUUAAAAAUGGAGAGUAAAGUUGCUCUGGUGAAAUUAGCCACUGAAUGGUUUGGCAUCAUCUAUUCAUGGGCGGACAGCAAAACUAAAUCAAACUUGGUUUUAUCCAUACUCCCUGUAGGUUUGAACUGCAUACCAUGGCUGGGUAACUUCAACCAGCUAGCACCUGCUUCUAUGUGGCCUGAAAGCUUAUCCAGCAAGAAGCCCUCAAUUCCCAGCUUCCCAGUUCAGUCGAAAAGGUUUAUGAAAAGAAGUUAUUCCCAACCAACUGUAGCGUGGACUCGUGCCACAGGGCUACAGACUGACGUGCAGAAAAUUCUACGCAGCGCCAAAAAACUACCAGAAAAAUCGCACGUUUUUUACAAAGAUUUAAAUCGCUUGCGACGUGCCGCUCUUUCUUUUGGUUUCCAUGACUUACUAGAUGGAAUAUCUGCGCUACUGGAGAGGGAGUGUACCUUGCUACCUGGAACAGCUCAUCCAGAAGCCACCCUUCAACUUUCACAUGCAGCUCGAGAACUGAAAAGCACGAUAAAUAAAGGACAUGAGCACACUAUUGAACCUUUAAAAACUGAUUUUAAGUUUCAAGGUUUAAAAUAAUAUGUUUUCUGCAGUUAUUCACAUACAUGGAUAUUUACAUUUUUCAUUCCAUGUUCAGAAAGUAGUUAUUGUUUUUUUUCAAUUGUUUUUUAUUUUAUUAUUAACUUUACUCAUCAUAUCUGUGUUGAAGACACAAUCAUGGUGUUGGAAAAUUUAGGAAUAAAAAAUUCAGAAUUGUAUUCUGAUAAGCUAUGAUAUCUGUAAAUUUUUGUUGUUAUACAUUAUAUUAAUACGCCAUAACAUUGUUUUCUACACAG